UCGGGAUCCAUUGAGCAGCCUUGUUCGAGCGCAGAGCAGCUGUGAAAAAGAACCAGACGAGCUCAAUUCUGAAAUGCCUCAAGACACAUCAAAAUACGGUUAUUUGCGGGACUCCAUAUAACUUGUAAUAUUACCCAUCUGUUAACAUGAGUUUCUGUUUUUUGUCGGGUGUAGUAGCUGUAUAAUUUUAACCAGACAUACCACUAGCACAUGAUUCGGUACCACACAGCCUUGCGUCAUCUAGGAUAGCCACGCGAAUUAGUCAAGAGACAGGUUAUUUUUGGUGUGAGUGAGAGCGCUGGGGUGCAUUACAAUAAAUAUUUGGCCAUAUGAGCAUAGCUAACAAACAACUGCUUCGUUUCAUAUCAAGUCGCUAAAUCCUGCAUAAUUCAUGACAGAAAUCUGAAUUCAUUGUGUGUAGCCUCGAGUUGUAUUUUUUUUUUGUUAUACAUUUUGUGGUACUAAAACAAAGACAGUGGUACAGACGUUUUAGAUUAUAGAUUUAUUCCGUAUAUCAACCAAUUGCAUUGAUUUAAUGUCAUACGAGGCGCCAUUAGAUAAUGGACCUGAAUUUUUAUUCCGAUCUAACGGAUGGGACUGGGCCACACGGAGAUCCAGAAUUCAUGGACCCUGGGUCUUUCAAUGGAUAUGACCAUAAGUUCCCUGAAGGCAGUAAUAACUACCUGACCAUCAGCGGGGCGGGCCAUCCAUUCCUCUCAUCCUCUGAGACGUUCCACACCCCCAGUCUGGGAGAUGAGGAGUUCGAGAUCCCCCCCAUCUCCCUGGAUCCAGACCAGGCGCUCAUCGCGUCCGAUGUGGUGGCCCAUUUCGGAGAGCUAUCGGAUGGAGAGCGCAGUGGCUUGUCCACCUCCGGGAACGUUGUGGUCGGGGGAGACGAUCCGUCCUUCGCCUCCACCUUUGUGAAUCCCCACCCGGGGUCUCAGGGACUGGACCACCACCUGAGUCUGGGGGUCAUCAGUCAGCCAGGUGGAGGAGGAGCUAUUCUGGGGUCUGCUCUGGGCAUGGAUCUGGGCCACCCUGUUGGCUCCCAGUUCAGCAGCUCCUCCCCCAUGACCAUAGACGUCCCGCUGAGUGACAUGGACCACAGCCUUUUGGGCCACAACCAGCUGAUCACUAUCGACCAAUCGGAGCUCAGCGCCCAGCUGGGGCUCAGCCUAGGGGGCGGGGCCAACCUGGCGAGGUCGCAGUCACCUGACCAACCACUGUCGGCCGCUGCUUUGCCGGCCGGCUCGCUACAGGACGACGACAUGGACGACUUCAGACAGAGUGUGCUGGUGGAGUCCCCUAUCUCUCUCGGUGUCAUCUCCCUCGAGCCCCCUCUCUCCGACUCCCCCAUUCCUUCCUUUGCUCCGUCCUCCAGCACCCCUCCUACCCUCGUCCGGAGAGGGGCAGUGGGAGGAGGGAAGAAAGGGAAGAAAAAGAAAGACCCUAACGAGCCCCAGAAGCCUGUGUCGGCCUACGCUCUGUUCUUCAGGGACACGCAGGCAGCCAUUAAGGGCCAGAACCCCAGCGCCACCUUCGGAGAGGUGUCCAAGAUAGUGGCCUCCAUGUGGGAUAGCCUGGGGGAGGAGCAGAAGCAGGUGUACAAGAGGAAGACGGAAGCAGCUAAGAAGGAUUAUCUCGACGCUCUGGAAGCCUACAGAGAUCAUCAGCUUUCUCAGCCGACCAUUGAGGUUCUGGACAGUUCCCCGUCGCCUCCCUCUCCUCCUCCCGUUGCCCCACUCCCCGCCCCUGCUCCCCGUUCCACCCGUUCCUCCGUCCCCCACCUCGCCCCUGAAGAGAACACCAUCACCAACAUCUGCACCUCCAACAUCAUCCUAGCAGGUGGAGACCUCCCUCAGGUCACCACCCGCUCCCGUACAGGGGCGCAAAAACCCCCUCCUACGCCCGCCCUGGCCCUAAACCCCCCCACCGUUACGAAAAUCAUCAUCAAGCAACAGACGUCGCCAUCAGGGGUAAUGGUGGUGUCAAGUAGUACGGUAUUGUCUACUCGGCAGCCGCCACCACUCCAACAGAUGCAGAACACCCCUCCUCCGCCCCGUCUCCAGCAGAUGGUACAUGCCCAGGCCCCACCGCCACUGCAGGCCAAACCAAGAGGCGGGGGUGCCAUGGCACCACCCCCUCUGCAGAUCAAGAUCGUCCCUCCCGCCUCAGAUUUGGACUCUCCCGUUAUCGACACGGCGGCAAGGGGGUUAGCCGCGUUGGGGGGGGCUACUCCGACCUCGGGGGAGGUGGUACAGUCCGCUGCCUUAGUAACGGCCUGUUCGACGGAAGCCGAGGACGGGACUGAAGGAGAGGAUGGGAUGCAGGUGGAGUUGAAUGUGUCUCCAGGGCCAGAUGUGACCCAGACCUGCAGCCCUAACCUGUGUGUCCGAGCCGGCUGCACCAACCCAGCUGUAGAGAACAAGGACUGGGACAGGGAAUACUGCAGCAACAAGUGUGUUGCCACACACUGCAGGGAUGUGUUCAUGGCCUGGUGUGCGAUCCGAGGGCAGGACUCCACUGUCACGUAAAGGAAUGGACAGAAGAGAGGAGUGAUAGAUGGACAAAGACUUCAAAGAGGAGUGAGAGGAGAGAAGAGUGAUAUAUGGACAUGAUAGGGAUUAGCCAGGACUAAAGAGAAAGGAGAGGGGAGUGAAGAAUGGAGAAGAGAAGAGAGGGACUUGGCUUUUUUCCACAACCAGACUUUGUCCUCAUAGAAUAAUCAAGCAGAAGACCAAUACUCCUGUGCUGAUACAUUAUGAAGUUUAAAUAAUAAGAUCAUUUUAUAUGAAAUGUUUUUAGGUAAUAUCUAAUAUAACACUACAGGCACCACUGGUAUGUCUCUUGCAUUUCAUAGCUCGUGCCAUAGAGUUGGACAAAGGGCACAUAUCUGCAAAUGGUGCUGUCCAUGCAAAAAUAGACUGUGUUAAUCUAUCCAACUCUACAGCUAAUGAUGGUUUUUCUCCUGACCGUGUUAUCAGUGUUGUCGUUACAAGUGAUUUCAAGGUAUGUACAGUGCAUUCGGAAAGUAUUUAGACCCCUUGACUUUUUCCUCAUUUCGCUACGUUACAGCCUUAUUCUAAAAUUGAUUAAAUGAAAAAAAAUCUUCAUCAAUUUACACACCCCAUAAUGACAAAGCAAAAACAGUUUUUAAAAAACAUUUUUGCUAAUGUAUAAAAAAUAAACAACAUAAAUACCUUA
Oncorhynchus nerka (sockeye salmon) is the source of this 3204-nucleotide messenger RNA. Its product is annotated as TOX high mobility group box family member 4-B-like. Gene Ontology annotation, molecular function: chromatin DNA binding. Lineage: Eukaryota; Metazoa; Chordata; Actinopteri; Salmoniformes; Salmonidae. The record is from RefSeq and is a predicted model, not a curated record. Gene Ontology annotation, biological process: regulation of transcription by RNA polymerase II. Gene Ontology annotation, cellular component: nucleus.